Molecule: messenger RNA, 2839 nt
Organism: Temnothorax curvispinosus
Lineage: Eukaryota; Metazoa; Arthropoda; Insecta; Hymenoptera; Formicidae
Exons: 8
Coding region: 243-2174 (643 amino acids)
Source: RefSeq, a predicted model, not a curated record
GGAUAAAACGAACGACAAGAAUCAGUAUUGAAUACUAAUAACGAAAUAAUACAUUCACGCGUUAAUAAUAGCAGUAAGAACAAAAAAAAAAACAAUUCAAAAUACGAUCCUGGAUUUUCGUGUCUUCGUGUCUUCAGAUCAAGACUCGUCGAGAAGAUUAGACAAAGAGGAGAAUUGAAAUCCUGCUGAGCGGACUGCAAGCAAAGCGAGUGAGUCAUCGGCGAAGGUUCGACUAUACGAGAAUGAGACACUUCACAUGCUUGCUGACACUGGGCGCGUUGGUUGUGGCAGCCUUCGCCGCGAUCAAGAAUGACGCGUCGCCGGUCGACUUGGCCAGGCAGACUUUGUUAAACCUGGAGAAAGAGCUGAGGACCGAUCUGGCCAAUCAGCAGAAAUGGACGAACGUCGAGGCGCGGGAUAAGUACCUGCAUCUGAUCAAGGCGUACAAAAGAUUCGGCAACCAGUUGGACGAGCGAUUCCCCCGGGAUCGGGAGAGCUACCUGAGCUCCUUGGACUCCCUGUGGCUUUGGGCCCGGGCCCAGAACGAGAUCGAGAGCGUCAACGGCCUGUACGGAGUGUUCCGGCAGAUGCAGCGUGAAAUUGUCGACCUGAACGCGCCGGUCAACGCGAAACAGCUGACGAAUUUCGCCGAGACGAUCCUGCGGGAUCCGAACGCCGCAAUCCCGAGAGCGCUCGACCGUAUCGCGACUCUGAUUGUCAACGAAAAGUUGUUCAUCGCGGCGUAUCAGGAAGCGUCGAACCAAAUGUGCAAUGAGAUGCAAUCGUCGCAGCAACUGCUGUACAAUUUGUAUAAUGCCGUAGCGCUGACGGAGAUCAAGGGUUACACUAUGAUUCAAUUCUCAUAUAUGCUAUUACGUCUGUUUGAUGAAGGCAUUAACUUUAACGAGGAAAUACAGACGCUGAAACAUCAAUACGCGAUAAGGACAUCCGAGACGUUGAGAGCCGUGAAAACCGCGAUGGCCUUUGCCCCAAGAAGUCUUUGGAGAUGCGAUCCAAAUGUGCACAAGUUAGAUGAAACCUAUACCGAGCUGAAACAACUAUUCCAAGGCUUUAUCGUAAACGAAGUGGAUUUAAACACCCAUGCCACGUGCAAAGAGAACUGCGCUUAUUAUGGAUACAGUAAGGUGUACGGUUGCUAUCAGAAUCAAUUUUGCGCGAAACAACGUCAAUGUAAUGGAAAGAUAUUGAACUGUGAAUACAUUGAUUCUGACAUGUGGAUCUGCCCCUCGGACAGAAACAGUAGUAGGCGAUACGAUUAUAUCGACUAUGAAAAUGGUCUUCAUUAUGGAAACGCAAAGUCGUGUUCCAGAGAUACGUUUAAAGUCGACAGCUGGUGGCGAUGGCUUUUCUGGCAUUGCAGCUACUGUUUUUGCUACUGCGACGAUCAAAAUUCGAGUUCCGACCGUUAUUUCAGUCUUCGAUCCGUCGUGUCCGAUAUCUCGCACAAUAAGGUCAUAACGGGAGUGAGAUUGAAGAAGAUAAACCGAGUUAUUCAUAUACAAAUUCAAGAGGGUCAGUUACUUCCACGCGGAGCGAUUAAUGCAUCCACAAUCGAAUGGCAAUCAGUCGAUGCCUUUUCAAUCAUGGACCCUCACAUUAUAAACGGCAUCGACUACCAUACAAUGGUAUGGGAAAAACGCGCUUUGGACCUCGACAAUCUGUUGUCAUUGCAAGAUCAUCUUUUGACAGGUAUCCGGUUCCGAAUGGUUGGUAGCCGGCUGAAUUUGGAAAUAAUGAUAUCUCCGUUUAACUUCACAUCCGGAUUGUUAAUUCAACCUAAGGAAAAGAGCUUCUGGCACAGCAACGACGUUACUAGCAGAACCGAGUUGGCAUACACCGAACCCGACAUACCGAUUCGCAAUUCCUUGCCGAACGUACCAGACUCCGGGGAGAAUCAAUACUUGAACUUCGCACCGAGCGAUCGACGCAAGGACGCCGCACAAAGCACGAUUCCCUUCAUCGACGUUCAACCGGUCACCCCGAAUCCGCCGGUACCGCUCUCAGGCGCCGGUAUCUUUCACAAGGGUCGAAAGGGUUCGGGCGGAUUCGUCGCAUUGAAAUUGACCACCUACGAUUUCGCGCCCCACCUACAGAUCGAUCUGCCACCGGCACCGCCGGUUCUCGAAAGUCCGAAUGAGAUAAAAGCUUCGUAGAACCUUUCGUGUUUUUUGAAUAUUUUAUCGAAAUAAUGAUUAAAGAACCUGUGAUUUGCCAAGGACCUCAAUAUACGUAUCGAGGUAAAAAACGAAGAUAUGUAUCGAGUUAUUGCAUACGAAAUGUGUUAACACUUUCAAAUGUUUCAGCUGUAGAAAAAAAUUGAAUUUUUUAAAUAAAGCACGAAACAAAAAAAAAUAGAUAUUGGAAUUUAUCUAACAUUCGAGAUACAAAACUUAAUCUUUUAUUAUCUUUAACCCUUUCCAUUCUUAGAUUCUAUUUUACAUUCGAUCGAAGUGUGAUUACGAAAAUGACUUCUAAUUCCGAGUAAUCUUUUUUAACUACGUAUACCUUGUCUCCUUGAAAAUUACUUAAUUUGAAAAUGCAGAAUCUCUGACGUAAAACCGACAUUUCUUAUGCAAUUAACAAUAAUAUUUAAGUCUUGUACUCUCUGUAAUAUUACGUAUAAAUUUUAUAUUAAACUUGUUAUACUCAUUAUUAAUUAUCUGUCAGUAAUAUUAGUGAAAACUUUUUUAAGAUUUACGAUAUAUUUAACGAAUCUCAUAUUGUCAUAUUGAAUUUAGAAAUAUUGUAGAUAAAUAUUUGUGACGGCACAAUGCUGCCGUUUUCUUUGCAGUGCGAUUUGGUUACCAUUAAAAAAAAA